This is a messenger RNA of Haemonchus placei, 2184 nucleotides long. Lineage: Eukaryota; Metazoa; Nematoda; Chromadorea; Rhabditida; Trichostrongylidae. The record is from the annotation of a GenBank genome assembly.
AUGCUUGCAACAAGUAAAAUAUCGCAACGACUGGGCGAGGCCGACGAGCGAGCUGUCAUUCUUGGGAUUCUUGCAGAUGCAAAGCAGGUUUCCUCCUGUGUUGAUAUCUGCUUCACAACUGCCAAUCCUCUGCACGCAAUUCCGGUACUGGUAUCUGCAUUGUCAUCUCCUGAUGUUGUUGAUCGCAUCAUUUACUGGCUGACAUUGUCAAUGCGGGAACAUCUUGACGAUACCCUGAAGGAUAGCAUAAAAACAGGAAUAGACGAUUUCCUUUAUAACACCUAUUCCGAAUUUGUCACAUCCAUUGUGUUUCUUCGAGAAAAAUUACUUAAUGCAACAAACAGGAACAAAGGACAGUUUAAGACACCUGAAAGUCUUCGUAUCAUUGAGGGCUCGCUAUGUUCUGCUCUGACGAGUUCUCUGCAACACGUGUACGAUUCAGUCGUGGCUGAGAAGGAUGUGGAUCUGCGUGUAUUAGCCCUGCUAAUCGCAAAAAGUCGCACUAUCGUUGUGAUGGAAUCAACUCUUCUGCGGUAUGUCGUAAAGUGGUUGUGCUCCCGUGAAGAGUCUGCAAUCUGGGAUCGAAUCGCUCAACGUAUUUUCACCGAUGACUCCAUUCCUACCCGAGAUGCGGAGGCUCUUGUUAUAGAAGCCGCGUUGUCUGCAUCAAAAACUGAAGACCUCAUGGCAGCGAUUUCGAUUUGGUCUGAUGUGUCGCAUGUACGUUACGUAGCAGUUGAACAACAAAUGCAUCUUACAAGGGUGAUACUUGCACUCGGCCGGUGGAUUAACGGAAUGAGUGCAUCGCAUGUUUGGAAAGAAUUGUUUGACAUAGCCAUCAAAGGAGUAGAGCUACGUCUGGGGAAUCCAGACGUCGUAAUUCGGCAAUCGGGAAUGUUCGUUGGUGAAGCGUUCUCUGGAUGGAUGGGUGGAGAGCGGCUAGAGUUUGAAUAUACGGAAGAUCCAUGGCUAGAGGAAAUGCGUAGACUUCGCGAUGGUGCUACCAAGCCUUCUGAAGAAACAAUUAGCGAGGAAGUAUCACCUUCACCGGAAUGUGCCGACGUACAGCUUCCUUCGUCGUCCAGUGCUGUCACGGAAACGCAAGCAGUUGACAGUGACGAUGAGGAAGACUUCCCUGCUUAUGAAGUGCCAGAAAGUGAAAAACAAUUUGAAGUUCUAUCUGAAGGUGCUGAGCCUGAAAGAAAAGCUCCCACACCAUAUUAUAUACGGGACUGUUAUGAACAAUUGAGUGAAAAGGAGAAGUAUGAGGUAUUUGAAGCGGCAUUUUUCGCUUUGAAUGGAAUGAUCAGAAGGAAAGCGAUUGGAUUCAAUGAUAUUGCUCAAAAUUUAGCGAAAAAGUUGGUUUUCUUGGAGGAUAAGUUCUCAACGAAGAAUUUCGAGAGAUCUCGUAAUGAAGAUGCUGUUAAGGAUAUCCGAAAACAAUGUCUUAUAUCAUGCUUAGUGAUGCGCCCCGAAAUCGCUCCGAAGCUGGGUGAUAUGGUGUUUUCUCGAAGUUGCGCCUUUUUCCAUCGAUAUUUGAUUCUGGAGUGCUUCGUUGCCGCUGCGAAGGAACUAUCCGAAUUUCCUAAUGAACCGGCCACCAAAAAGGUCGUCGAGUUGCCGAAGAAAAAUAAGGAGCAAGACCCCAAUGAUUGGAGAGCAGUGGUGGAAGCACGGAUACGCUCUCACACACGGCGGUUUACAAGCGAAAAGAAGCCGGAGGUCGUAGCUCCAAGUCGAUUUGCUCCAGUAGCGACCCUGUUCUUCUACCCUCUUCUGAGGACUCAAACAGAAGAACAUUUGGAAUUGAAGGGCCGAGACUCACCAUUCUUAGCACGAUUAAUAUUCACUGUGAGUGAUAUCCUUCAGAAGGCAACGAAUGCUCCGACUGUGGUGAAAAUGGCGAUCUCAUUGGCAGAUAUCGUUGCUCCUCUGAAGUUCCAUCCAGAUGCAUUCAUUCGGUCUUCAGUUCUCUUUGCGUACUUCUCUAUAGCAGUUGCAGUUCCAGACGGGGUUUUCUACGAGCUUUUCGAAGAACAAGUCCGUGGUUGGAUUGAGUGGACAACAAUGUGUGCAGAUGAUGUCGACGCAUCGGAGCAGCAACGAAAUCUAGCACGAGCCGUCAUGACUAUUCUCCUACAAAAGCUUAACGCAACGAAUACUAUAGAGGAAUCACACAGUUGA